AUGCUUAUGGUUGUGCGAUCUUGUGCUGCUGGAGAUACAGUGCUCCUGAAGGAGGUUCCUGCCAGGAUGCAGACCAUGCUUAAGCAGCGCAGCGGCCUCCGCGCCGCCCAGCCAGGCCGGCGUGUGGUGAAGGUUCGUGCCGUGGCCGCGCCCCUGAAGACCUCCACCUCCGCGCCCUCGUCCUCCAAAGCGCUGGUAACCCCCGAGGUCGCCAAGGAUCUGUACUACGAUAUGGUGCUGGGUCGCGAGUUCGAGGAGAUGUGCGCGCAGAUGUACUACCGGGGCAAGAUGUUUGGAUUCGUACACUUGUACAGCGGCCAGGAGGCCGUAUCCUCCGGGGUAAUCCGUCUAUUGCGUCCGGACGACCACGUUGUGUCCACCUACCGCGAUCACGUCCAUGCGCUGUCCAAGGGGGUGUCGGCCCGGGAGGUGAUGGCGGAGCUUUUCGGGAAGAAGACCGGGUGCUGCAGGGGCCAGGGCGGCAGCAUGCACAUGUUCAGUUCGAAACACAACGUGCUGGGGGGUUACGCGUUCAUCGGGGAGGGCAUUCCGGUGGGUCUCGGAGCCGCUUUCCAGUCCAAGUACAGGCGUGACGUGCUGGGAGACGAGAGCGCCGACAGCGUCACGUGUUCCUUCUUCGGCGAUGGCACUUGCAACGUGGGGCAGUUCUACGAGUCACUCAACAUGGCGGCCUUGUACAAGCUGCCGCACAUUUUCGUGGUGGAGAACAACCUGUGGGCUAUCGGUAUGAGCCACCUGCGCGCCACCAGCCGUACAUCGGGUGACGAGCAUCCGUAUAUUUACAAGAAGGGCCCCGCAUUCGGAAUGCCAGGCGUGCUGGUGGACGGUAUGGACGUGCUAAAGGUUCGCCAGGUGGCUCAGGAGGCGGUGGAGCGAGCUCGUCGCGGCGAGGGGCCCACGCUGAUCGAGGCGGAGACCUACCGCUUCCGCGGCCACUCCCUUGCCGACCCGGAUGAGCUCCGCAGCAAGGACGAGAAGGCCAAGUACCUGGCCAGGGACCCCAUCCCGCAGCUGAAGAAGUACAUGCUGGAACACGGCUUGGCGACCGAGGCGGAUAUCAAGGCGCUGGAGGACAAGGUGGCUGAGGUGGUGGAGGACUGUGUCAAGUUCGCCGACGAGUCCCCCAAGCCGGAGCGGGGGCAGCUGUUGGAGAACGUGUUCGCCGACCCGCGUGGUUUCGGAAUCGCGGAGGACGGCCGCUACCGCUACCAGCAGGCGGGUUUCAGCUCCGGGACCGCAGUCGUCUCCCCUCCAAUUGGUUUCCUUUGGCACUGA
Messenger RNA from Volvox carteri f. nagariensis, 1296 nucleotides. RefSeq lists its product as uncharacterized. Gene Ontology annotation, biological process: pyruvate decarboxylation to acetyl-CoA. NCBI's taxonomy places the organism in Eukaryota, Viridiplantae, Chlorophyta, Chlorophyceae, Chlamydomonadales, Volvocaceae. Bases 1 to 1296 code for a protein of 431 amino acids. Gene Ontology annotation, molecular function: pyruvate dehydrogenase (acetyl-transferring) activity. The transcript is spliced from 13 exons. The record is from RefSeq and is a predicted model, not a curated record. Gene Ontology annotation, cellular component: intracellular membrane-bounded organelle.